This is a messenger RNA of Triticum urartu, 4575 nucleotides long. The record is from RefSeq and is a predicted model, not a curated record. Lineage: Eukaryota; Viridiplantae; Streptophyta; Magnoliopsida; Poales; Poaceae.
CAAAAUGGUAUUAUAUCCCUGGCAAACUACACAUUUAAUAAAGGUGUUAGUGUAAUUUGAAUAGAAUUGCACAUUUUGAACUCCACUGCAGCGGGAUGAACAUGACAAACUGCACUGUGUCACCGCCCGUACUGCAUGCUGUGGGCGCACGACAAGUUGCACCACGAACGGUGCGCCCACGUGAGCGAACUACAUGUCGCAGCAUACCGAGCUGCAAUCCAAGCCGCAACGAGUUGCACGCUGAGCUGCAACAAGCUGCACACCACGCUGCCUAGUAUAUAUAAUUUUUUCGAAAGUGAGCUUAUACAUAGUACAAGUGAAUUGCAUAAAAAAGUGUACCCCUCGUGGUUUUCUUCGGAGCUACAGAAGAGAAAUCACCAAACUUGUUGUUUUCUUCGGACUCAAAACCGACAGGAGACUACACUGCAAACCCCAAGCCAGCGGACCGCGAGGCACCGUGUCCAACCAUCCACAUAAACCACAUAUUUAUUCGGAAUCGCUAUUUUUCAUCCGGAUGAAAAUAAUUGGCUUUCAUCCGUUUUCUGAGCCGUUCGAUCUCUGUCCUGAGAUUCCAUCGCUACCGCGGCCUUUGUCCCUUCCACUCUCUCGUUCCCUUUGUCAUUUCCCACACGCAACCGAACAGAGUCGAGAGAGAGGGAGAGAGGGGUCCAUGGCGACUUGGAGCUCUCCUAUCCGGCGGCUUAGUUCACUAGGGUGGUCGUCAGGCGUCCGACGUUCUUCCUCCAGCUGCCCCCUGGCUGUCCCCGCACGGAAAUCUGCAGCAUCUCUCGGGCACCGCACCCACCUGGCCCCCAAUUUUCCCCCGCCGGCAUUUCUGGCCUGAUCCUGUGAUUUGCUAGGUAUUUCAAUUUGGACACGCUGAAAUCAUGUUCAGUGAGUUCAAUCCCCUGGAACACGCUGGAUUCUCUAGUGUUUUAUAUACCCUGUGCCGUUUGCUGAUGUAGGCUUGUAUGUAUUGUUUCAUUGCCUAUCCAUCACUAUGAGAUUGCUAUAGAUUGUCCAUGUCCUGAUUGCCUGGUUUAAUGGGGGAUUGCUUUGGCUAUUUGUUAGUGUAAUUUUAGUGUUUUGUAAGUCAAUUUACACUGCAUUUUUUACUGUAAUUCUUUGCUGAUUUACAUUGCAUUAGUGGAUUUACUGUGUAUUUUUCAGUGGAUUUGCACUGUAAUCCUUAGUGGAAUUACAGUGUAUUUUCUUAGUGGAUUUACACUGUAAUUCUAUUUUGGAAAUACACUGUAGUUCUUACUGGAUUUUUAGUGGCUUUUACAGUGUAAUUCUCAGUGGAUUUACAAAAUGUAAUAGUUGUUUUUACAACGUAAUUUUCAGUGGAUCGGCACUGUAAUUCUUGAUUGAUCUUGUAAUUCGUUAGUGGAGUUACAGUGUAAGUCUCAGUUAAUUUACAGUGUAAUUCCUAGUGCUUUUUCGACUGUAUUUAGUUGAUUUUUACAGCGUAAUUUUUCAGUGGAUUUACACUGUAAUUUCUAGUGCACUUUCUUAGUGGAUUCACAAAUGUAAUACUGCAUUUGCUAGUGGUUUUUACAGCGUAAUCUUCAGUGGACAGACACUGUAAUUCUUGAGUGCUCUUGUAAUGCAAUUCUUUAGUGGAUUUACAGUGUAAGUCUCACUUGAUUUACAGUGUAUUUCCUAGUGUUUUUGGACUGUAUUUAGAUGAUUUUUACAGUGUAAUUCGUCAGUGGAUUUACACUGUAAUUCUUAGUGCAUUUUGCAAUGUAUUAGUUGAUUCCAAGUGGAUUUUUACAGUGUAAAUCUCAGUGUAGUCACGCCGUAAUUCUUUUGUGGUUUUACUCUGUAAACUCUUACUGCCAUGGUACUGUAUUUACUUAUCUUAUCGGUGAUUUUUACACUGGUUCGUAUUGGAUUUUUUGUGUGAUGUACUGGAAGCGUGAGCUUUUUGGCGGCUUGCUUGUUUCGAUUGAUGUGUGCUUGCAAUGAGUUUUGAAAUACUAGUAGUGCUUAAGAAGCAGUUUUUGUCUAUGUGGCUGCAGUGUAAAUGUGAUCCUCUCCUCUUACGAGUGUUUGGCAUGUAGUAUUUUGAACUAAAAAGCACUUGUCUCUGCCUGUGAGCUUGCUAAGUAUACAUUUCAUAUGAGCAGGCAACCCUUUACAUUCCAUAUUUUCUAGGUGGUUGUCUAUGCUUUUCAGUUUUGUGUUCUUUCAGUUAUUGGUUCAGCUAGUGCUUGUUUAUGUUGUUUGGGAGAGGGAGUUGUUGAAAUUUUCAGGGCCAUUUACGGUGGAAUUACAGCAGUUUUCAAUGUUGGUUCACUGUAGAUCACAUUGUAAUCCAACUGCAAUUAUACUGUAAUUCAACUGUCAUUUGCACUAUAAUACUACUGCUUUUUCCUCUGUAAAUUUAAUGUCAAAUGUCACUGGGAAUUAUAGUAGUUCUAUGUAUAUUGCACUAUAUUUGUGAUGUAAUUAGAUUGUAUAUUACAUUGUAAAUCUUUUGCAAUUGCACUGUAAAACUCACAACAUUUCUACUGUAGUUGUAUUUCUACUAUAAAUUAGACUGUAAAUCUAUUCAAAUUACACUGCAGAUCACACGAUUAAUCUACUUGUUACACUGCAAUUCUACUAUAUUUGUUACAAUGUAAAUUCCAUUGUAAAUCUACUAUAAAUUAUACUGUAAAUCUUCUGAAAUUACAGUGUAAAUCACACUUUGAAUUUACUCUAUUGUAUUUAAAACAUCGUAAUUGUAUUUGUAAAUUACAUUCUAAUUGUACUGUGUUUAUACUGUAUUUUACACUGCAAUUCUACUGUAAAUCUACUGUAAAAUACAGUGUAAUUUAAACUGCAAAACUAGGAGCUGUAGCAAUCCCAAACGGGGUCUCGCCCACAAGAGCACAACAGGAGAAUGGCGGACGCGCGCCCCUCCCGCGCCGCCGACGCCAGCUGCGCCUCCCUGCUCGGACCUGGGCUUCGCCUCCUGGUUCAUGCCCCUUCCUCCGCCGCCUGUCGGUGGCCCUGCUGGCGCCCCUGGCCGUCCCACGCUGUAGCUGUGCUCGACAGCCCCAACCUCGUCAGAUCCAAUCCCGCCGGCAGGCCGGGGUGGUUCGACCUCUUCCGUGGAGUUCGUCCCCGUCUCGCAGCCGGUCGCGACGUCGUCGUGCCAGGCAAGGCCAGGUCCGGGGCGUGCCGUUCCUGCUGCUGCGGUCUCGAGCAUUCAAGAUCUAGGUGGCGGCCAUAACUGCGAGGAUGCGCGGCAGCUGGCCUCCUCACCCUCAGCUCCUGCCGUGCCUUCAAUGCCGAUGGCGAGGACGGGCGCGGGGCGCGAUGCCGAUGUGACCGGCGGCUGGCAGCUCGUCGUGUCAACCAAAGGCCCGCGCCGCCCGGCUUUGGCCGCCCUUGCCCCUGCAUUCAAGCUGGCGCCCAUCCCUCGAUGGCUCCUUGGCCGCUGCUGCCGAUGCCUACACCGGGGUCACCGUGCUGAGCUGUGCAGGGAUCCCAUCCGCUGCUCCCGCUGCCUUCAAAAUGGGCACAAGUCGCGUGGUUGCAGCAACAACUGGAAGCCAUUAAGCUCCCUCGACGGCCCUGCUGUGCCUCCUCCUCCGCUCCCCCGCCCUGUAUCAUCUACUGCUUGUCAAGAGGUGCCGCCUCGUCCUGGCCGGGGCUGGGAGAUCCCUUGCCCGCCUCCCCUGCUGCAGCUUCACGCCGGCCCAGCCACGAUGCCAUGCCGUGGCGACCCCGAGGUGCCAUGCCCUGGCGACCCUGCGCUCAGGCCGGAGGAAGACUUCGUGGUUGUCCCGGCGACGCCGGAGAUGCAGGCCGACGCAGCCAUCCUCUCCACCAACUGUGUCGUCGCAUGGCUCGAUGGAGCGCGGCAGGACAUUCCCUGCCAGCAGGUGGCGGUUGAGCUCGCCACGGAGCUGGGCGCAAGACUGGCCGACGUCGAGGUGGUCAAGCACUACCCCGAGCAGUUCCUUGUUUGCUUCGUGUACCAACACCACUGCGCCGACGCCGUGUCCCGCGGCCACCUUCGGGGCACCGGCCACCGCAUCUACGUGCGAGAGUGGAGGCUCGAGGCUCAUGCAGACAACGAAGACCAGCUCCAUCAUGUUCGCCUCUGCUUGGAAGGUGUCCCUCUCCACGGCUGGAACAACUACAUAGCCACCUUCCUCAUCGGCUGCGGAUGCUCGCUUGACUACAUCGAGCAGCGGUCGCUUCGCAAGGAGGACACCAGAGACCUGGCGCUCUGGGCUUGGACGGCGAACCCCAACGCCAUCCCCAAGGUUAAGUGGCUCACACUUCCGGCCCGCGGUCACCGCCGCCGUGGUCGGCGGGGCCUCCGCCAUUGCGUCCUCAUCCACCUCGACCUCCACGAGGACCACUCCAAGGCCGGCGACGACGACGACAACCCACCGCCACCAGACGUGCAUGAGUUCACCUGGUACAGGAAGGUGGUCGAUGGCACCUUUGUUCCGCGAGAGCGCCGUCCAGCUCAGGGGUGCGCUGAGCGCCGUGCGGACAGACGCGAAGACGACGGCGACCGCGACAGAAGGCGCGGACGUGAAGGAGGUCGCCCUCGGGAAGGCUAGGGCG